Molecule: messenger RNA, 1243 nt
Organism: Ornithorhynchus anatinus (platypus)
Lineage: Eukaryota; Metazoa; Chordata; Mammalia; Monotremata; Ornithorhynchidae
Gene: C20H13orf42
Product: chromosome 20 C13orf42 homolog
Exons: 4
Coding region: 1-993 (330 amino acids)
Source: RefSeq, a predicted model, not a curated record
AUGUUUAAGAAGAUCCACUCCAUCUUUCACCCUAAAGCCCAGAGACAGACUCUGGUCAACAACAGCCCUUGCUACGACAGGACGAGGUCAGCCGUGCGGCUGAUUCGCAGCAGCUCCAUGUACGUGGUCGGGGGCGGUGGGGAGAAAUUCAGCGAAUCCCUGAAAAAGUACAAGAGCACUCCCGGCCUCGACAGCAGCCCCUACUACCGCCAGAAAGAGGAGGACCGGGCCUGGAUGUACACCCGCACUCAAGACUGCCUGCAGUACCUGCAGGACCUGCUGGCCUUGCGCAAAAAAUACCUCAACAGCUUCAAGGAUCUGAAGUCCCACCCUUCACCUGAGAUCUCUUCUGCUUCCUCCAAGUCUGGUACCGGAGGCAUGAAGAUCCUGGCCCAACCUCCCCCUAAGGAGGGUAAGAAAUCAACCAAGAAAGUCUCACUGCUCAAUGCUGAUGUAAUGGAAGCCAUUGCUUACUUUGAUUCCACUAUUGCCGAGUUGGAGGGAGACAAGCACUCCAAGGCUUCUGGGAGAGACCCACCAAAUGCCGAUGUGGAUUUUGAUGUGGCCACCAGCUCCGGGGAGCACAACCUGCACUCCAACUGGAUCCUGCGAGCCCCUCGCAGGUACUCAGAACACAUCUCCUCGCUCACCGUGAGGGUGGUUGAGAGCCAACCCCGGAGGAACACGGAGAGGAGAACCUUCAGUACCCAGAGGAGACUCGAGAGGCACCCGAUUUACCUGCCGAAAGCCGUGGAGGGGGCAUUCAGUACAUUAAAAUUUAAGCCCAAGGCCUGCAAAAAAGACCUGGUGGCUUCUAAACAGAUUCUCUUCAGCUUCAAGUAUGAAGAUACUACGGAGUGGGACACCACCGAGCCCCUUGUUCCAGGGCUCGUGGAGGCUGCGGUGGAAGGCAGAGACGAGGGAGAGGUCAUCUGGGAAUCCGCUCCUGACUGUCUACCUCUAGAAAGUCUUUGGGAGCAGACUGUGAGCUGAGUCCCUUUUCUGCUUUCUCCAUGAGCCGUACCUCUGGAGGAUCUGUAGGUGAUUUAAUCAGGUGUUCUGCCUGGACUGCAGCUAAUUGAAAUGUUUCUUUAAAACCACAUAAAAAUCUGCUUGAAGUGGAGUUUCUCAGGAUGGCUGGCCUUCAGCUAACCCUAUGUACGCAGUUGCCAAAGAGACCCAUUAAGACCUUAAUGUGAAUGUUCAAGAAACUCAGUGAAAAAGGCUUGGAGACAGGAUUGAA